AUGGCUCCUUCAUCCACGGCGACGGCUUCGGCCUCCGAGCUGACGCCGCUACUGUCGCGUGAUGUUCGCCUCGCCGUUUCGUCCUCUCCGUCUGCCCCCUUGCCGCCCUUCCGUUUGCCGCGCUGGUUCGUGCUCGCCGUGAUCCUGAGUGUUUUCUGCACUGUGACUUGGCUGGCGCUGCUGGUGUUGGGGCCUCACUUGGAUCUCACCGCCUACCUAUACGCGGGUGUUCUCAACUCGCUGCUGGGUAGUUUUCUGUCCGCCAGUGGAUAUUGCUGUCAGAAAUUCGCGCAUAUUCGCGUGGCUCGCAACUCGACAUUGGGUACAGCCACCAUGGAGACGGCUUUCCUGGCUGGUCUCUUUCUUCUGGCUGUGGGCACAAUAUCGGCCGUCAUCAAUCUCGGUAUCCUCGGUCAGGCUGUGCAGGCGCCCUUCGCGGCGCUCACACUCAUUUACAGCGCGCUUCUCGGUCGCUUCGUGCUACACGAGAACUUCAGCGUCUACGAUCUUCUUUCCAGCGCUCUGAUUGUUCUAGGCGUCGGUGUUGAUGUCUACGCUGCGCAAGUGGCCAAUGUACCUCAGAUAUCGUACACACUCCAGUCUCUGGGCCGCCUGUUGAUGAGAGACUCCUUGAUCCCAAUCGGAUACACCGUCAUGGCGCUUGCUUGUGUCAUGCUACUGCUACGACGUGUGCACACGGACAAACUACAGCGCCACCCAGUUGGACUACUAGCAUUUAGCUCAUGUGCGGGGGUAAUGGCUGGAUUCACCUCACUCGCUACCAAAUCGGUCGUUGAAGUGGCCAAAUCUGCCCUGAGUCAUCAGGACUGGCUCGUGUUCGUAAACCCGUUCUUCAUCUUGAUGGUGAUCGCCAUCCCGUGUGCUCUGGUGCCUCAGCUCUUCUUCUUGAACAAAGGCCUCGAGUUCUUUGGCACACUGAAGUUCAUCCCGCUGUAUCAAGCGUUCAUCAUCAUCGGCAACAUGGGCUGUGGAAUGAUCUUCUACAACGAGAUGGCCAGCUACAGCUACAACGCACUCGUGUUUUUCUUAGGCGGCAUCAUGAUCACGAUCUGUGGUGUGUGCGUUCUACUCGUCAAGGUCGACUCAGAGAGCAUCAACGGAGACGCGCGACGAUCAAAUGUUGUCAAGGCGGUGGAUCGACCGAUGGAUGAAUUGCUGGACCGAAAGAGUAAAGACAACAAAAGGUUCGAGACGGAUUUUAAGUUUGAGCACAUGAAAUGGGUCAGCGAUAGUGACGGAUCCAAGUCAAGCGAGCUACGCGUGUGUCGUGACUUCUGGGAGUGUCAAGAGGCGAUCGUGGAGCUUCUGGUGUCCGCACGUAAAUCAAUUUACUACUCGACAUUUCUCUGCGACUUCACCCAGGUCCUCCACACUAUCAAUGAGGAAAAUGUGGACAAUACGUUUGUAUCGCUGGUACGCGACGCUGUGGAGAGAGGUGUAGACGUGCACAUCUUGUACAAUCCCGUGCGUGACUACGGAACCAACUCGAUCGCUGAUCUGCGUCGCAUUUUGCCGCCUGAAGUGCACUUUGCUUGCUCUGUUAGUGAUUUGGGUCCCAGUUGGUUUACGCGCUAUCUGUCCAACAACUCGAGGUAUGCCUUCCAUCACCAAAAGUAUCUGUGUAUUGACGAGGAAACCAUUAUGGUUACUGGAUGUGAUGUAAAUACGGAGCGUGAGGGCUGGCUACGUAAGAACCACCUUGGGUACUACUGGCACGAGUUGAGUGUUGUCUGCCGCUGCACGCCGGAAAUGGUGAAAUGGAUCCGCGCUAAUCACGAACCAGCAGUGACCAAGCGUCAUUAUGACCACUUUAUGGAAUCCCCGCCAUUCCCGUUGGUGUCGGGUGGCUGGAGAGAAGAGAACUGCAUGGUCAACAUGAUCAUGAAUGCCAAGUAUUCUGUGCAGUUAGAGAGCCAAAUUAUGAUUUCAGGCGGCUCACUGCAGCACAACCGAAUAUGUCCUGCCAUCGUUGCGCGCAUUUGCCAAGCUUGCCGGAAACGCGAGCCCUUCUACGCGCUUAUCUUGACAAAUUCAGCUCAGAAAGACGAACCAUCAUUCCUGGCUCGCACCUACUGCAUGCUUUCCAUUCAGUGGUCACUGGGGCAAUUAGAGGAUUGUGCGUCGGCUUACGGUCUUACGUCAGAAGAGCUGUGGCAGCACCUUCAGGUGGGUCGUCUCGAGCAUGACGGUGUGUUGAUCAAGGUGCAUUCCAACAUCCUCAUUGUGGACGGGAAGUACGCACUUAGGUCGUCUUCGAAUCUGGCUGACCGCAGUUUGAGUGCACGCCCGAAUGACACAGAGUUAGGGCUGCUGUUCUCGGGACCUCGUGUGGAUGAGCUGCAGCAAGAUCUUCUCAACAUGUACCUGGGUACGACUGGCAAGAAAUACACGUGGGGUCAAGUAUUUGAGCGCAUCAGAGGUACAGCGACACAGAAGCCGACGGGAGUGAUCAAGGAACUGGAAAAGAAGUCUUGGAGUCCGGUGUUCACGUGGUUUACGAUGAACCUUUUCAUCUACCUCAGUGAAGGUGCAACAGGUGGUCGAGUCAAGGUGACAUAUACGACCACAGUCAUUGGAGAAUGCAAGCACAAAUUUGAGACGUAGGUGGGAUGAUGUUAUCGGCGACGUCUGUUUAAGUAUGCGAGCGCUCUUUUUCUCCUGGAUAAAACUUGCUAAUAGCCCAUUUCCUUGA
Molecule: messenger RNA, 2713 nt
Organism: Phytophthora infestans T30-4
Lineage: Eukaryota; Oomycota; Peronosporomycetes; Peronosporales; Peronosporaceae
Product: phospholipase D; Pi-TM-PLD
Exons: 1
Coding region: 1-2625 (874 amino acids)
Biological process (GO): magnesium ion transport
Cellular component (GO): membrane
Molecular function (GO): magnesium ion transmembrane transporter activity; catalytic activity
Source: RefSeq, a predicted model, not a curated record